This is a messenger RNA of Salvia hispanica, 574 nucleotides long. Lineage: Eukaryota; Viridiplantae; Streptophyta; Magnoliopsida; Lamiales; Lamiaceae. The record is from RefSeq and is a predicted model, not a curated record.
UUGAAUAUAAGUAUGCUUUUGGUAUAUAGAAUGACAAGUGAGAUAAACAAAAUGGAGACAUAUUUAAUCAUAGGGAGAAAGUAGAAAGUAGACACUGACAUGUGUUGAUAAUAUCAGAGUAGCAGUCGUCUGCGUGACUGUGAUCAAGCCAUGGCGGCCUCUAUUUUCCUCUUCGUCUCCGUGUACACGCUCCUUCUCUUCCUCUCAUGGAAUUUCCUCCAAUCCGUCCUCUCCUGGUACCAAUUCCAGUCGUCGUCGUCGCUCGGGGCGGCUUUCGGCGUCCUGUCGAUGGUGGCGGUGCCGGCUACGCUGGUGAUGUGGAUAACCGUGCUGGUGGUGCUAGCCUUCUGCGGUAAGCCGAGGAAGAAAUUGACGGCGGAGAUCAUCGGCUUUGUGGUUAAGGUGCUGAUCAAGGAAGGGAAUCUCGUCGCUGCUGUUUGUGCUGUGCUUGGAUAUUUUGCUCAUAGGGGAAAUGCUUUCAAUCAACAUUGACUAUUUUUUUCAUUUUUCUUUUUGUAACUAUUAUGUAUUGUACUCCAUGUCUCCAUAUAAUAUACACUCUAAUUAACCAUGG